Molecule: messenger RNA, 210 nt
Organism: Manis pentadactyla (Chinese pangolin)
Lineage: Eukaryota; Metazoa; Chordata; Mammalia; Pholidota; Manidae
Gene: BLACAT1
Product: BLACAT1 overlapping LEMD1 locus
Exons: 1
Coding region: 29-130 (33 amino acids)
Source: RefSeq, a predicted model, not a curated record
UGAGCGUCCCCCCCGCCCGGCCCAGGGCAUGCCCCAGUUCACUUUCGCCUGCUUCUGUGGCCUCCACGGCUUCUGCAAGAUGAAGAAGAAGAAGGAGGACGUCCACAGACGGCGGGAAACGGCUGUGUGAACAGGACUGGGGCCCCUUCUUCAGCCCCGCAGGUGCGGGGCCUGCCGGCGCCCGCUUCUGGCCGAGGCCGGGAGCAGGAC